AUGGCUACUGCAUCUGCAAGAGCUCGGGCUGAUUAUGAUUACCUUAUUAAGCUUCUUUUGAUUGGUGAUAGUGCAGCUUACUAUCGUGGAGCCAUGGGGAUUUUGCUGGUAUAUGAUGUUACUGAGGAGUCAUCUUUCCGAUGUAAUCAAUCCAGCUUCUUUACAUUUACAGACAUUCGAAACUGGAUCCAAAAUAUCGAACAACAUGCUUCAGAUAAUGUCAACAAGGUAUUGGUUGGCAACAAAGCUGACAUGGACGAGAGCAAAAGGGCUGUGCCGACUUCAAAGGGACAACCUCUUGCUGAUGAGUAUGGUAUUAAGUUCUUUGAAACUUGUAAAGACAAAUUUGAAUGUGGAGAGGUUUUCUUUUCGAUAGUCUGUGACAUUAAGCAAAGACUGGCAGAUUCAGAUAACAAGGCUGAGCCGACGACACUUAAAAUUAACCAGCAGGACGCUGCAGCAAGUGGUGGUCAAGCUGCUCAAAAGUCUGGUUGCUGUGGAUCUUAG
This is a messenger RNA of Hibiscus syriacus, 507 nucleotides long. Its product is annotated as ras-related protein RABE1c-like. Gene Ontology annotation, molecular function: GTP binding; GTPase activity. Gene Ontology annotation, biological process: protein secretion; regulation of exocytosis. Gene Ontology annotation, cellular component: plasma membrane. The record is from RefSeq and is a predicted model, not a curated record. NCBI's taxonomy places the organism in Eukaryota, Viridiplantae, Streptophyta, Magnoliopsida, Malvales, Malvaceae. The transcript has 6 exons. The coding region runs from base 1 to 507 and encodes 168 amino acids.